AGAAAACAAAACACGAACCGAAUCACUACUACUAGUAAUAAACCCCACCAUCCCUUCCCCAUACCCCCCAACAAAAUAUUAGAGUUCCCACUGCCCUCCCCACCCUCGCCACCGCCGCCCGCCAUGUCCGCCGAACAAGAGCACAUCACCCCUCUCGCCACCGCCGCCGUGGACCACCCCACCAGCGACGAAAAGGACCCCUCCAUCACCACCCCGACUCCCCCUUCCUCCCGCCGCCGCCGCCGCCGCCGCUGCCUCAUCUGCUGCGGCUCCUGCACCGCCCUCGUCGUCGUCAUAGCCAUCGUCCUCGUCAUCAUCACCGUCACCGUCUACAAGGUCAAGGAGCCGGUCAUGACCAUGAACUCCGUCUCCAUCAAGAACCUCAACCUCAGCCUGGGCUCCUCCCUCAACAUCAACAUGACGGUGGUCGCCGACGUCUCCGUGAAGAACCCGAACGCCGCCUUCUUCCGCUUCGGGGAGAGCACCACCGCCCUCUACUACCGGGCGCGGGAGGUGGGGGUGGCGUACGGGCCGCCCGGCACGGCGGGGGCCCGCAAGACGUUCCGGAUCAACGUGACGAUCGACGUGAUGGCCGACCGGCUUCUCUCCGAUCCGAGUGUUAUCGGCGAUCUGGCGGCGGGGAAGCUAGAUGUGACCACGUCGACCAAAGUCGGUGGCAGAGCGAAGAUUUUUCUGAUCAUCAAACGCCAUGUGGAUGUGAUGAUGAACUGCAGCAUGACGAUGGCGGUGUCCAACCAGUCGAUUCUGGCUCAGAGUUGCAACCAGCGCGUGUGGCUAUGAUUACGAUCAUUUUGGCACAGAUUUCUUGUCAAUAAACUUAUAGAUUUUAAAUUGAAAUAUUUUGAUCGAUGUUAGCUCAGAGAUAGGUGAGAUGGGAUUUGGGAGCAUAUAUAUAUAUAUGUAUACACACAUAUAGAAAUUUUUAUGCUUGGAUUUGGAGACUGGUAUACCUGUGUCUAUGUUGAUGGGAAGGAUAUGGUUGUGCAUAUGAAUUUAUAAAA
Messenger RNA from Elaeis guineensis (African oil palm), 1022 nucleotides. RefSeq names its product late embryogenesis abundant protein At1g64065. Gene Ontology annotation, biological process: defense response to other organism. NCBI's taxonomy places the organism in Eukaryota, Viridiplantae, Streptophyta, Magnoliopsida, Arecales, Arecaceae. The record is from RefSeq and is a predicted model, not a curated record.